GACCCGACCCACCUCGUCAAUAAAACCAGCCAUGUCAUCUGGAUCAGCCCAACCCUCUAUUCGUACCAGACCAGACCCGACCUUUGAACUGAACGACCCACACAAAUUAAAUCCCUAAAAUCUAAAGAAGAAGUCCACUUAUCCCCAAUCCUUUGUAUUGAGAUUGUUGUUGCCAGCGUCGAAAAGAGAAAUAGAAAGGCACUUCCAGUGAAGAAGUGCGGGUUCGCGGGGCAAAGGACUGGAAGCUGCUGAACGUGUUGGAGCCGAUCUCGAUGGGGGCAUGGGUGAUGCCGAGCUUUGGGGUAGGUGAGAGGACAUAGAUCUUGUACAUGAGAGCUAAGAUCGAGAGGAUCGUUGGGUCCAGGUAUUCCGAAGCUUUCUACAUGUUGAACCCAUAUAGCAAUGGCGCUCCUCAGCUCAACAUCUAUCUUCUUAGAGUUUAGUAAAUUAGAGGUGGAGUGUGGAGAUGAAGGUGGAUACUUGGGGGAUACUGUUAAUCUCUUAAGCUUUAAGAUAAGGAAAAUCGAUGUCGUAAGCAUGGUAAUUGGCUUUCAUCUUGGUAUUGAGAUUGUUGUUGUUGCUAGCGUCGAACAGAGACCGAAUAUGAAAUAACAAGGCACUUCCGGCUCCCGGGAUCCAUCGGCCACUACUGCUGCACCAGUGAGUGAGUGAGAUAUGUGUUUGCGUGUUUGUUGCAGCGAGGGAGUGAGUGGCGAUGGAGGCAGCUCCAUCCAUUCUUCGUCGCCGGUGAAAUAUCGAACAGAGGGAAAGAGGAAGAAACUCAGGAGGAAGGAAGGAGGUAACAGGAUCGAAGAAGGGGAUAAGUGGACUUCUGGUUUAGAUUUUAGGGAUUUAAUUUGUGUGGGUCGGUUUGUUUAAAGGUCGGGUCUGGUCUGGUUAAAAGGUUGGGUUGGUCCAGGUGACAUGGCGGGUCGGGUCUCAUUACUUUCGGGUUAAAUAAGGGUGAUUAGACAAUUUCGUCCGCCACGUCAUCACUUCACGGACUUGGUUAGCGAAGAUUAACGGCGACUAACAGAGAGUGACCAAACGUGAACAAUUUCACUAAACUAAAGGACCACCAAUGAAUUUAAAUAUUUCGAAUGACCAAACAUAAACUUUUUUUGUAAUCUCAGUGACCAACCAUGCAAUUAACCCCUAAACGCCUAACCCCAUAAGCAGCCUGUUUAAGCAUAAAAUGAUUCAAAUCUCCCUCCUUUAUUAAUCUGUUGUCUGUGCAUCAAGAAUCUGAUAAACACUUCGAUUAGCUCCAGAACAUUUGUUCACAAAAUUUUUUCAAUGCUAAAGCUAAAAGGCUAUCUCGCUUCUUGUAUCUCCCGAAACCCAAUCAAAUCAAAAUCAAUGGUGCCACAGUAGUAGUGAGUGAGUGGGGGACCGACCACCAUUAAUGCCUGUUGUUUUUCCAUGACCUUUCUCCACCAAACUGUCCUAUUCCCCUCUCCUCUGCUUGGGCUUUUCCUUCCCAGUUCGCUCCACCGCCUAUCCCAGUUUUUCUCGUACUCUCUCCCUUGUCUUCUUCACCCAUCCUCUCUUCCAGUCCAAGCACACCGAGUGGAGGGAAAGGAAAAUGAUGGGGGUAGAGGGAUCCACUGAAUUCACAUCCCCGCCAGUGCAUCACCACCGUGUUCUUCUCAUCUCCGCCGGCGCCAGUCACUCCGUCGCCCUCCUCUCUGGGAAUGUGGUUUGCUCCUGGGGAAGAGGCGAGGAUGGACAGUUGGGUCAUGGGGAUGCUGAAGAUCGACUCUCCCCCACGCAACUCAGCCGCUUGGACGGACAUCAGAUUGCUUCCGUCACUUGCGGUGCUGAUCAUACAACUGCCUACUCCGAUUUGACCUCCGAGGUCUACAGUUGGGGAUGGGGAGAUUUUGGCCGGUUGGGUCAUGGUAAUUCUAGUGAUCUGUUCAUCCCUCAGCCCAUCAAAGCAUUGCACAGUCUUAAGAUCAGGCAAAUUGCUUGCGGGGACAGCCAUUGUUUGGCAGUUACAAUGGACGGCGAGGUACAAAGCUGGGGAAGGAAUCAAAAUGGUCAGCUUGGUCUAGGAACCAUGGAAGAUGCUCUCGUGCCUCACAAAAUUCAAGCUUUUCAGGUAGUUUAUGUUGUAUGAGCAUCAGCAACUUAUGCAUUGACAGUAUCUUCUUUUGAGGAGAAUUUUUGUCCCAGCAUCUGGGAAUAGCCUGAGUUUGGUGUGCAUCUUGAUCACGUAUGAAAUAGGCUGUCCUGUUCAGUUGUUGGCGCAGUCAAGUCUUAUUAUCUUAUUUUUUAACCUUGAUGUGACCUGACUUGGAUGUUACCUAGAUCAGCACCUUGUAUAAAUUGAAGGAUGUCCUUCUGAUUCAUUCUAGCAGCAGAAUGAUUGUUCUUUGAUGCUCAUGUUCGUAGGGAAUCCCAAUUAAAAUGGUUGCUGCUGGUGCUGAGCAUACUGCAGCUAUCACAGAAGAUGGAGAACUCUAUGGAUGGGGCUGGGGUCGAUAUGGGAACUUGGGCCUAGGUGAUAGAAAUGAUCGCUUAGUUCCUGAGAAAGUUUCUCUAGCUAAUGUAUGUCAACAAAGUGGUAUCUUCACUUCAUUUAACUUUUUCUUUGUCUGAUUCUGUAUUCUCUAUGCUAAUCCUUCCAAAACCUUGUGGCUGAUAUAUCUAGUUAGAGUUUGGCUUCACAGCUAAAGGUUGAAACCUGACUUUAAAAAAUGUCUUCUUUGGCUUACUCCAACAAAUAUACUUAACUAAUAUGCAUUAAUCUUGAUGGAGGCCGAGCAGAACUAAAUGGGUUAAGUCUUUUGCUCUGAGUGUCCUCAUCUUUUUGGUUUGUCAUUUCACGGUGGUACUCCUACAUAUAUGAUAGCAACGCAAUCAUUUUCUUCUCUUGGAACUUUAAUGAUAGUUAAUGCUCUGCCCCUUGCUCAGUACCAGUUUGGUUAAUUCAACUUAAAGUUGCAGGAAGAGAAGAUGGUAAUUGUUGCUUGUGGAUGGCGGCAUACGAUAUCUGUAUCUUCUUCUGGUGGUUUGUACAGCUACGGGUGGAGCAAAUAUGGUCAACUAGGUCAUGGAGACUUCGAGGACCAUCUCUCUCCUCAUAAACUAGAAGCUCUGAAAGAGAGUUCUAUAACUCAGGUACUGGGAAUUUGAUCAGGAGAAGGCCUUAUGAAAGUCAGGUGCCCCUGUUUCUUUUUCUUCAUUACAAUCAGACUGAGGGGAAAUGAUUCAGGUGUCCUUUAGAGUUUGCCCAGUUGUUAGCUGUACUUCUACAGUUCUACCUCAUAUCCUGAAAUCAGAAAUCCGCAAGGAACGCCUUCAAUUAGUCUUUACUGGUCUUGGACACUGAUUCCAAAUUUAACUUCCCAUUUAUUUUUCUUUUCUAGGCAAGAUUGGUUUAUCUUUUACUUCAUUGCUCAUUUUUUCAAUGUGUCUUGGUCUGACUUUUGCAGAUAUCAGGUGGCUGGAGACAUACCAUGGCUGUGACAUCGGAUGGAAAGUUAUAUGGCUGGGGAUGGAAUAAGGUUAGCAAUUUCUUAUUGUUCUAGUGUCUGUUCGUACAGUAAACCAGUUCUCGAGUU
Molecule: messenger RNA, 3569 nt
Organism: Linum trigynum
Lineage: Eukaryota; Viridiplantae; Streptophyta; Magnoliopsida; Malpighiales; Linaceae
Source: the annotation of a GenBank genome assembly